GAAGCGAAGUGAUCAUGGAACUAGUAGGUGUUAACAAAAAUGACAACCACGAGACCUGCAGCAAGUACAAUGAGAUGGGACUGGACAGAGCUGGAGACAUUUAUGCAAAUCAGGGCAGAAAUCUCAGCCAGACUGAAGCAAGAGCACAAAACAGAGGUUUGUCAGUAGGAAAUAAAUGUGUUGUGUUGAGCACUGUGUGCAUUAGCUUUAUGUGCAUUUUGCUGGUGGCUGCCAUUGUAGUACUGCAUAUCAAGCUCACGGCAGAGAGAGAAAUACAGGCUACACACAUGUUACAGUCUGGUUCAAGAGAUCAAGCAGAGAAAGCCCAGUUACAGAACAGCUUCAACUCUUUGAGUCAGAAGAAACUGGAGUUGGAAACCAGAGUCAAUGAUCUCACUGCUGAGAAAAGCCAGUUACAGAGCAACUUCAACUCUUUAAGUCAGAAGAAACUGGAGCUGGAGACCAGAGUCAAUGAUCUCACUGCUGAGAAAACCCAGUUACAGAGCAACUUCAACUCUUUAAGUCAGAAGAAACUGGAGCUGGAGACCAGAGUCAAUGAUCUCACUGCUGAGAAAACCCAGUUACAGAGCAACUUCAACUCUUUAAGUCAGAAGAAACUGGAGCUGGAGACCAGAGUCAAUAAUCUCACUGCUGAGAAAAGCCAGUUGGAGACCAGAGUCAAUGGUCUCACUGCUGAGAAAACCCAGUUACAGAGCAACUUCAACUCUUUAAGUCAGAAGAAACUGGAGCUGGAGACCAGGGUCAAUGAUCUCACAACUAGGAAAAGCCAGUUGGAGACCAGGGUCAAUGGUCUCACUGCUGAGAAAAGCCAGUUACAGAGCAACUUCAACUCUUUAAGUCAGAAGAAACUGGAGCUGGAGACCAGGGUCAAUGAUCUCACAACUAGGAAAAGCCAGUUGGAGACCAGAGUCAAUGAUCUCACUGCUGAGAAAAACCAGUUACAGAGCAACUACAACUCAUUAAGUCAGAAGAAACUGGAGCUGGAGACCAGAGUCAAUAAUCUCACUGCUGAGAAAAGCCAGUUACAGAGCAACUUCAACUCUUUAAGUCAGAAGAAACUGGAGCUGGAGACCAGGGUCAAUGAUCUCACAACUAGGAAAAGCCAGUUGGAGACCAGAGUCAAUGGUCUCACUGCUGAGAAAAGCCAGUUACAGAGCAACUUCAACUCUUUAAGUCAGAAGAAACUGGAGCUGGAGACCAGGGUCAAUGAUCUCACAACUAGGAAAAGCCAGUUGGAGACCAGAGUCAAUGGUCUCACUGCUGAGAAAAGCCAGUUACAGAGCAACUUCAACUCUUUAAGUCAGAAGAAACUGGAGCUGGAGACCAGGGUCAAUGAUCUCACAACUAGGAAAAGCCAGUUGGAGACCAGAGUCAAUGGUCUCACUGCUGAGAAAAGCCAGUUACAGAGCAACUUUAACUCUUUAAGUCAGAAGAAACUGGAGCUGGAGACCAGAGUCAAUGAUCUCACUGCUGAGAAGAGACAGUUACAGAACAGUUUAAACUCUUUGAGUCAGAAGAAACUGGAGUUAGAAACUGAGUUAACAAAGUUAUCUGAACAAGCAACUGGGUGCCUUUUCACAUCCAAUGAGGAGAAGAGCUGGUCUGACAGCAGGCAGUACUGCAGAGAUCAUGGUGGUGAUCUGGUCAUUAUCAACAGUGAAGAGAAGCAGAGGUCCGUAUCUUCAUUUGUCAAAGAAAGAGUGUGGAUUGGUUUGUCUGACAGAGAGGAAGAGGGCAACAUGAAAUGGGUGGACCAUUCACCAUUGACACAAGGGUUUUGGUUCAGAGAUGAGCCAAAUGAUUCUGAUGGAAAUGAAGACUGUAUUGAAAUUAUACCUGGAAGUUUUAUCCUGAACAACUGGAAUGAUCUUCCAUGCUCACAUAAAAGAAAGGCCAUUUGUGAGGCUUCCAAGUUCCACCCCAACAAGACAGGGCUCAUUUGUGUUCUUCUGCUGGUCUUCAUCAUACUGCAGCACAUCACCAUCACAGCAGAGAGAGACCUGAUAAAGAGUUACAAGAACACAGUUGAAGAGUUCAAUCAAACCAUCAACAGCUUACAGGACAAUUACACUGAUCUAAUGAAUGAAAAACACCAACUGCAGAACAACUUCAGCUCUUUGAGUCAGAAGAAACUGGAGCUGGAGACCAGAGUCACUUCUCUAAGUGAGGAGCUGAAGAAAGAAGCAUCCAAACAGCGUUGGUUUUUCAUGUCCAAUGAGUUGAAGAGCUGGUCUGACAGCAGACAGUACUGCAGGGAUCGUGGUGCUGAUCUGGUCAUUAUCAACAGUGAAGAGAAGCAGAGGUUCAUUUUUUCAUUAACCACGGAGAGAGUGUGGAUUGGUUUGUCUGACAUACAGCAGCAAGGCAACAUGAAAUGGGUGAAUAAUUCAACACUGAAACAAGGACAAAACUCUUCCACAAACACCACAAUUAAAGAUACUUUAAAUUUUUGGUUUGACGGUGAGCCAAAUAACCAGGGCGGAAAUGAGGACUGUAUUGAACUGAAUUAUAAUAGAGAGAUCCUGAAGAGCUGGGAUGAUGAGUCAUGCUCUGUGAAGAAGAAAGGGAUUUUUGAGAAAUAG
This is a messenger RNA of Labeo rohita (rohu), 2603 nucleotides long. RefSeq names its product paramyosin. The record is from RefSeq and is a predicted model, not a curated record. Lineage: Eukaryota; Metazoa; Chordata; Actinopteri; Cypriniformes; Cyprinidae. The transcript has 10 exons. Bases 15 to 2603 code for a protein of 862 amino acids.